Prunus armeniaca (apricot) is the source of this 384-nucleotide messenger RNA. Lineage: Eukaryota; Viridiplantae; Streptophyta; Magnoliopsida; Rosales; Rosaceae. The record is from the annotation of a GenBank genome assembly.
AUGAAGAAGAACAGUUGGACUACGAACCAGAUUAGGCUCCUCGAAAUAGGAGAGCAAGAAGACUGGACAGAAGAAUAUGGAGAAGAACAGAUGGAGUAUGAUGGAGAACUAGAUGAAGAAACUAAGGCUUUCGGUGCAGAAUUAGAGAGCCUGUUGCAGGGUGAUCUAGGCAUUAAUAUGGUGUUUAUCUUGCCAGAAAAUUUCAGGGCAACAGAAGGACAAGAAAACACUAUGGGGGGAGACGUGCUCUCCCAGGAAAGCUUUGAGUACAGAUUGGCAGAGGUAGAGGAGGCGCCAGAAGAACAAACACUUACUGCCAAAGCAGGCAGAACUGCCAUGAAAGUAGCCGCAGAACAGCUUUGUUUUUCCAAACCAACCAAAUAG